GCCUGGGGAGCCCUGGAGGUUUGUCUGCAGGGAAGAGGUGGACAGAGCUGCCAGCCAGUGAGUAAUCAAUUAUGUCGAGUAAAGAAGUUAAAUCUGCCUUGAAAAAUGCCAGAGAUGCUAUAAGAAAUAAAGACUACAAAGAGACACUCAAACAAUGCAAGGCCGUGCUAAAGCUGGAAAAAAAUAACUACAAUGCCUGGGUGUUCAUCGGGUUGGCAGCAGCAGAGUUGGAGCAGCGAGAUCAAGCUCAGGCUGCUUAUAGAAAGGCCACGGAGCUCGAACCGGAACAGGUGCUGGCAUGGCAGGGAUUGGGAAACUUAUACGAGAAGGUGAAUCAAAAUGAUUUUACACAAGACUUGCCAAAUGUAUAUCAAAAGCUUCUGGAACUUUACAAAAGUACUGACAAACAGAAGUGGUAUGAAGUUUGCAGGAAGCUUGUGGAUCUCUAUCACCAAAACAAGGAUUACUUACAGGUUGCACGAACAUGGUAUGAACUCAUCAAGAUGAAACAAGAUGAAGAUGUGAAGGCCAAUGAACUCCAUGAGCUGUGGAAGAAGAUGACUCAGUUAUUAGGGGAUGGUGUAGAGAACCACGAUAGUGAGACACAACAGCUGCUAAUAACUGCAUAUGAAAAUGCAAUCUCCGGUGUGGACGAGGUUCCAAGUGAGGAACAUAAAGCACUUUAUCAACACUUCAUCCGCUGUUUGUCUAAGCUUUCUCUUGAAGAAAUAAAGCUGAAGGAAGCUUGUGACAAGAUGAUCGAGGUUUAUCCAACCUUCUGUUAUCCAUUAGAAGUCCUCGCUUUGCAUUACAUUAAGUGUGAUGAUACCAGUGAAGAGGCUUUCAAUUGUUACAGCAAACUUGUGGACAUAGAACCCUCAAAUGGACCGGGGCUCAUCGGAAUGGGGAUCAAAGCACUGUAUGAUAAAAAGUAUGAAUUGGCUUCGGACAACCUUUCGCAAGGAUUACAGAAGAUAAGCUCAGUUCCCUCUGCAUGGCGUCACCUUGCGCAGACCCAGCUGAAAAUCCACAAAUACGCCAAGGCAGUAGCAUCUUGUGACCAAGCUCUUAAAGCUUUUACGCAGGAUAACCUACCACCCAAAGACAUUCUACAGAAAAACACAGUCCUCCAGUUGAAAACAAUAGCUUUGGUAGAAAGCAUUGAGCCAUCCUGGGCAGAUGAUGCACUGCAAACCAUUGAACAGAUUUUAAACGGAGAGCAAGAUCCCGUGCUUUGUACUCUGAAAGGUCGGGCAUAUCUAAAGAAAGGCUCGGAGGAGCUGGCUUUACAGAUUUUAAAAGAGCUUAAACUGUCUCACCCGCAGUCUGUGGAAACCUAUUUCCUUGAGGGGCAAAUUUGUUAUAAUCAGAAAAACUACACUGGGGCAGAAAAAUGUUUUCAGAAUGCCAUAGAAAGAAAACCAGAUGUUGGAAGUUACUACUACUACCUGGGACUGACCUAUUGGUUUAUGAGUGAAGAAACCAAGAGGGACAAAACAAAGGCCAUCACUCAGUUUUUAAAGGCUGCUAAACUGGAUCCAUAUAUGCCCAAAGUAUUUUGUUAUUUGGGCCAUUAUUAUAAAGAAGUAGCUGGUGACAAAAACCGUGCUCGCGGCUGUUACAAGAAGGCAUUUGAACUUGACGGGAGCGACGGUGAAGCGGGAGCCGCAGCCGUUGAUAUUAGUAUGGAACUUGGAGACAUGGACUCUGCAUUAGCCAUUUUGUCCAGUGUAACGGAACGAGCAAGUGCGGGCACGGCGAAAUGGGCAUGGCUUCGACGUGGCCUCUUCUAUUUGAGAGUUGGUCAGCAUCCAAAAGCAGUGGCAGACUUACAUGCUGCUCUGAGAGCUGAUCCCAAGGACUCAAACUGCUGGGAGUGUCUAGGAGAAGCUUAUCUGAGCAGAGGUGGCUACACAACAGCAUUGAAGUCUUUUAUGAAAGCCAGCGAAUUAAACCCAGACUCUGUGUAUAGCAGUUAUAAAAUAGCAUCAAUCAAGCAAAUCCUGGGCAUGUACAAAGAGGCAGUUACUGAAUACCAGCUGAUUUUAAGCAAAUCUGCAGAUUAUGUGCCAGCACUUAAAGGUCUUGGAGAAUGUCAUCUCAUGCUUGCAAAGGCUGCUCUUGCAGACUUUUUGGACGCUAGGGCAGUGUGUUCCAUAGAAAAAGCUUUACAAUUUCUAACCCGGGGCAUUCAGGAGCGUCCUGACCUUGUGUGUCUUUGGAAGCUGCUUGGCGAUUCUUGCACCUGUUUGCAUUUAGUUUCACCAGCUAAAGUCGCUGUACAUGUUCCAGGAGCGUUGUUUGGGCAAAACCAGGGUUUACAACUCACUGACAAAUCAAACAUCUUGGAACUAGGGGGGAGGUGUUAUGGACGGGCUCUCAAGCUUCAGCCUAGUGCUAACCUAUGGUGUGAUCUCGGCAUUAAUUAUUAUUAUCAAGCACAACAGUCACCGGACUCUGACAGCAAAACGGAUGGUCCUGGGGACUUACUGGAGAGAUCACUGCAGUGUAUCAAAAAAGCAGUGAUGGUAGAUAGUGGAAAUCACAAGUACUGGAAUGCCCUUGGUGUGAUAUCUGGCUCCAAAGGUGUCCGUGACUAUGCUCUAGCACAACAUGCAUUCAUCAAAUCCAUCCAGUGUGAGCAAAAUAAUGUGACUGCUUGGACAAACUUGGGUGCUUUAUACCUGAUAAAUGAAAAUAUUGAGCUGAGCCAUGAAGCCUUCAAAGUAGCUCAGUCCCUUGAACCAAACUACGUGAGAUGCUGGAUUGGACAGGCUUUGGUAGCCGAAACUGUUGGGAGCUAUGAAACCAUGGAUCUUUUUAGACACACCACAGAAAUCUGCAUGCACGCAGAGGGUGCAAAGGGAUAUGCUCACUGGGUCUGUACUAUACUUCAAGAUAAGAGCAAAAGGAAUACAGAUUUAUAUCGUGUAGGCAUUGUUCAGAUGAACGCCAUUACUGCAGCUCAUCUGGCUUUAACCAAAUAUACAGAACGGAUUGACAGUGACGCCGCUGCUUUUUCAAUGUUGGGGUAUUUAAAUGAACAUUUAAACCUGAAAACGCAGGCCAAUGAAGCAUACCGCAGAGCAACACUGAUUAUCCGAGAUAUGGAAGACAAAGAAAGAUAUAACAUUGCACUUCGCAAUUAUGGCCGAACACUAUGUGCUAUAGGUCGUUAUGAUGAGGCUAUUAAAGUCUACCUUACCACCCCGCUGACUGAGUUUGAUGACCUCACUGGCGUUGCUCUGGCAUAUUUCAAGAAAGGACUUCUACAAGAGAGUGCAAAAGCUUACAAGAAGGCCUUGUCUGUGGCCAAGUCUGAGCAAGAGAAAGCUCACAUCCUCAUAGCUCUGGCAAUCCUUGAAUACAAGCAAGGUGAAGUUGAUUCUUCCAAAACUCUUCUGUUUAAAUGCUCAGUUUUGAAGGAACCAGUCAUUGAAAGUCUUCAAGCUUUGUGUGCGUUGGGUCUGGCAAAACGUGAUGUUACUUUAGCAACUGCUGCUCUCAAUGAGCUGUUGAAACAUGCCAAAAUUAAAGAUGAAGUGUACGAAAGAUGUUUAAUUACAUCUGCCAUUUAUGCCUUGCAAGGGAGAAGCACUGUGGUACACCGGCAAGCCUGCAAGUCAAUACACAGUCAUCCUGGAAAUCCUGAGCUGUGGUCCUUAUUAUCGAGGUUGGUUCCUCAGUAUGCCCCCAGAAAUGCCAAGGGGGGAGCAGUUGCUGGAGCAGUAGCACACGUCCUUAACUUAAAUAAGGCAAAGUCUUCGCUAUUGUACGCAGCAAUAAACGGAAUAGCAGCCGGGACGCUUUCUGCUGAGGACAAUAAGCAAAAUCCUGUGAAAACCCUGCAGAGAUCUGCUCUUUACUUCCCAGAUAAUCCCGCUGUGUGGGCUGGGUUAAUGGCCGCCUGCCAAGCUGAAUGUGCAGCAUCCUAUCUCAAUAACGUGAAAUCCAAAAGACACAAUGUUAAUACAGCGCUUGUAGCCUCUGUGAAAUCAAAGACUGAAAGAUUAAAUAACCUUCCGGCUAGUUAUGCGCAUUCUUUGGAUAACUGGUCUUUGCGUCAAGCUGUCACCGUGUUAAACGAUCAAGGCAGGAUUUCAGAAGCCGAGGCCCUGUGCACUAAGGCAUUAAAGAGCAAUCCUGAGCAGCCAGCUUUGCGUUUGCUGCUGAGACAGAUUCAGUUCACACAGCUCUUCCAGUCCAAGCCUGUGUUCUCCGAGCCCCUGCAGGAAGAACUGAAGAAAACUGUAAUGUCUAACUUUGCGUCACACGGUGCCUGGCAUUGGCUGGCCGAGGUUUACCAGUCCCAGGGAAUGAUGACUGAUGCAGAGAUGUGCUACCGGAAGAGUUUACAGCUGGCAUCGCAACAAGGCAGCUGGAACGGGAAGCUGUCCAGUCUCCUGCGCUUAGCCCUUCUUGCACUCAGAGCUUGCAUGGCAAAGUCUCCCGAUAGUCACUGGCCAGCCCUUCUUCAGGAGGCUACAAGUGAAGUUCUAAAAAUGACCUCAUGCCCUCUCGCUAUUUUACUCCAAGGAAUAAUGCAGUUCAGCACAAAGGGAUCACGGAAAACACGCCAACUUCUGGAAAAAGUGGUUUAUCGUGGCGGCGGUAGUGAGACCGUCAUAUCAGUUGCCCGCUGGUACCUGUUGAGGCAUUUACACGCCAAAAAUGACGAUGAGUUAAUUGAUGUGCUUUUAAAUAAUUCCGAGAUGAAUGGAGACAAGAAAAUCCUUGAUCUGCACAAGAAACUGUCGGAAGUGUCAUAAUUUAUUGUUCCACUGAUCAACUGGAACUAUGAAACAACUUUUUUUUUUUUUUAUCUCCGUACCAGGCAGUUUCCCCACUUGUGUUCCAUCCAUUAAUUUGUGAUGCUGUUGCCAACAACUGGUGAUAUAUGUGUAAUUGUAUACAGCGAAUCUAUGCAAGAAGCAAAAUACGUCUGCACAGUAACCCUUGCUUCUUUACUACAUAAAAUCUCCAUUGUUUCCAAUUAUUUUGCUGACGGUCUACAAACCUGGUGUCAGACCCCAUUGACAGCUAAUUAUCCCGUCCAUACACAGCAGAGAUGUUCUGGCGUAUUGGUGGGUCAGGCGGACAGGUUUAAAGGACAUUGGUUUUAUAAAUACAAUUCAGAAAGAUAAGCAGAAUUCAGCAGCUCAACAAGCCCCGUUAUGUUCCCGCAGUCAGUCAUUCUGACUUCUCACGUUCUCUUCUAUCCCACUUCUGCUGAACAUCACUGUGCUUUAACAAAAGCAUGAGAACCUCUAACGCGCAUUUAGUAAAAUAAAUAAACUGUUUUCAGCUAAUAUAUUCGAUCAAACACAAAAGCAGAGUGCCCAGGGCGGUGGCUUGCUGUGUGUUGCCUUGACGGAUAGUUUAUACACAUUUGAAUCCUAUCUGUUGCCAUCACAAACAUCUCUAUGCUAGCAUGAAACACACUGGUUAGUUACGGUGAGCAGCUGUCUACAGCACUGAGGUCACUUACUGUGUGAAGUCACAUUGUUGAAACUUUACUUGGUACUUAAAGGGACACUCUAGGCACCAAAACAACUUUAGCUUAAAUAAUCCGUUUUGGUGUAUAGAUCAUGACCUCAUGCCCAUGCAGUUUUACUUGCAUUGCUGCCUAGUAACACCUCUAGGUGCAGUCACUCAGGAGGAAACAAGAGAUGCUUCCUAUUUCAGUGCUGCACAAUGUGCAGAAUCUAUGUUCAGCAUCUCCACAUUCUGCACUGAGCGCUCCCCGUAGAGAUGCAUUGAUUCAAUACAUUCCUAGGAGGAGAUGCUGAUUGUUGCAGUGCAUUAUAUUACCACGCAUGCACAAUAGCCUCCCAAUGCUUUCCUAGUGAGACCAGUGUGGCAAUGGAGAAAAGGUGAGUAAAACUACCUUUUAACUCCACUCUGAAGGGAGCCGGGUACCUAAACGGCGACUCCAGCAAUACAGUAUUAGGAAUAAAGGUUUAUAUUAACAACGCUAUAGUGUUCCUUUAAGCUUUCAGUGCCCUUGAUAUGUCAGUAUAGCCACAAACAUGUCUUUAGAUUUCCAUUGUCUGGAAGGGGUUACUGUCCUGCGGCUUUGACAUGCGAAUGUUAUCGGCUUCAGUCUUAAAACUGUUGGACAAUUUAUAACUUGUUUGUCAACAAACUGAGAGAAUACAUCACCUUGUAUGAUGUUAACUUUCAUGGAAGUUAAUGUGAUAAAUUUAAAUGAAAAGAAAAAUACAUUAAUUAGCACUGAUUUCACAUUUGUUAAUUGCAAGGAUUCUGCUGUAGACAACUCAUCAAAUCUUUUUUUGUAAAGAAACCUAUUACAUAUGGGUACAAAGUCAAAUAUAUCCGCUAUAUGGAACAACACUUCUGCCAAUAAACUACAGUCGGAAUAUGUAAA
Messenger RNA from Pelobates fuscus (common spadefoot toad), 6388 nucleotides. It is a transcript of the gene SKIC3, whose product is annotated as SKI3 subunit of superkiller complex. Gene Ontology annotation, cellular component: Ski complex. NCBI's taxonomy places the organism in Eukaryota, Metazoa, Chordata, Amphibia, Anura, Pelobatidae. The coding region runs from base 72 to 4769 and encodes 1565 amino acids. The transcript is spliced from 41 exons. Gene Ontology annotation, molecular function: protein binding. The record is from RefSeq and is a predicted model, not a curated record.